AUGGAAAACACUCGCUGCUUUACCAACCGCUUCUCCGACUACAAAGGUGCGCUGCUGCCGGGCCAGGGCGCGCAGGCCGUGGUGCCCGCCGUCGUCGCCACCGUGGACAAAAUCCUCAAAAAGCUUCCCAUCGACAUCAGCGACUGCGACGGAGGGCUGUACGAUGGGCCGGCCGGGGUGGCUUACAUGCUGUAUCACGUCAGCGAGUGCCCGCUGUUCUCCGAGCGCCGGGAGGUCUACCUGAAGACGGCCAAGCAAAUCAUCGACGUGUCGCUCCGGUACGUGGACGUGGAGCCGGACAAGAACAUGCGCGCCGCCUUCCUGCUCGGCGGGGCGGGGAUCUACGCGGUGGCCGCUCUCAUCUACAAAUCCCUGGGUUUGGCUGAUUUCGUUAAGCCGCUGACCAAAUUUCGUAACCUGUGGGAGGUGUGUGCGCCCAUCAAUUUCCUGGAGUGCGGUUCAGACGAGCUGUUCGUGGGGCGGGCUGGGUACCUGUGCGCAGCGCUGGUGCUCAAGCAGAAGCUGGGAAUAGAGAUCCUGAGCAAAGAUCAAAUCAAAUCCAUUUGCCAGGCCAUCAUCGAAUCAGGAAGACAGUAUGCCAGGAGGAAGAGAAAGCCUUUCCCCCUCAUGUAUUCAUAUUAUGGAACAGAGUACCUCGGUGCAGCCCACGGCCUGUCCUCAGUGCUGCAGAUGCUGCUGAGCUACCAGGACGUGCUCAGCGGGCCGGAGAAGGACCUGGUGUGGCAGAGCGUCGACUUCCUCAUGAAUCAGGAGCAGAACUGUAACUGGCCCGCAGAGCUGGGAGCCAUCAUCGAGAGAGAGAACGAACUGGUGCACUGGUGCCACGGAGCCCCCGGUGUGGCUUAUCUGUUUGCAAAAGCCUAUCUGAUCAAUAAGAAGCCUCAGUAUCUGGACACGUGCAUCCGCAGUGGAGAGCUGGUGUGGCAGAAAGGGCUGCUGAAGAAAGGACCUGGGAUCUGUCACGGAGUUGCGGGUAGCGCUUACGUCUUCCUCCUGCUUUAUCGGCUCACAGGCAACUCAAAAUACAUCUACCGUGCUCAGAGGUUUGCAGAGUUUCUCUAUACAGAGGAGUUUAAAGCAGGCUCGCACUCAGUCACCAGCGUCUACAGUCUGUUUGAAGGCCUGUCGGGGACGGUUUGUUUCCUGGUCGACCUCCUGCAGCCCGACCAGUCAGAGUUCCCUCUGUUUAGCGUCUUUGUGUGA
Stegastes partitus (bicolor damselfish) is the source of this 1224-nucleotide messenger RNA. RefSeq names its product lanC-like protein 3. The transcript has 5 exons. Lineage: Eukaryota; Metazoa; Chordata; Actinopteri; Pomacentridae. Bases 1 to 1224 code for a protein of 407 amino acids. The record is from RefSeq and is a predicted model, not a curated record. Gene Ontology annotation, biological process: carbohydrate metabolic process; peptide modification. Gene Ontology annotation, cellular component: plasma membrane.